CCUUCCCCCCAACGCUCUUGGGCAACUUCCGACCACCCCUGACCCUCAGGUUUCCCAUCUGCCAAGGGGCUUAGGAACAGUGCCUACCUUGUAGGCUUAUCGUGAGGGUUCAGUGAGCUGAUACUUGUGAGGUACUUCGAACAGUGCUCAAUAAACGUUAGCCACUGUUGUUGUAUUAUUUGAGCUUUUAAAGCUGUUAUUAUUGGAAAGGUGCUCAGGCACAGUGCCUGACUAACAAGCUACAUGUUUUGGGGUUGGCUACUCAGCUUCCCUAUGCUCUGGUGUCCUCACCUGUGAAAUGACUGUAUAAUAACAGUGCCUACAUCCUAGGGUGGCUUUUAGGAUGUAGUGAUGCUCCCUGAUCAUCUAAGACUUAAUAGUUGUAGAACACUGCCUGGUAGGGAUCAAGGAUCCAUAGAGGUGAGCUAUUGUCAUCAUUAUCUGUAAUUAAAAGUUUCACCCAAAGAAUGCCAUGCAGGUUUCAUUUUUUUCUCUUCUAGUCUACAAGAGAUGAUCAUAACCAAAUUGAGUUUCUCCUACUAGAGGCAUGGGCCACAUUUAAAUGAAUUGUCCCAGGGCUUUAUCUCAGAAGAUGGCCUGUAAUCAGGCACCGUGCUCCUGGGACCUAUCCAGCUCCUCAGCCUGACGUUUGAGCCCCACCACCCAGACCUGGACUUGCCAAUCAGCCUUGUUCCUUCCAGUCACUGGUCUUAGCCCUUACCUAAGACAACUAGGUUCUCCCACUUCCCAGGGACACAAAAAGGACAGUGUAAAAUCUUUCCCACAUGCCAGGCAGACCAUGUUCCUCUCUCUUCUCAGAACUUCCUCUUGGUUCCCCAGUGCCUUCAGCAUGGCUUAUGAAUAGCCAGGGAAUAGCUAGCCUGGCCUGAGUCUAACCACAGUCCUUCUUGCUUUUUGCUCUCUGGCUGCCUGGUGCCCCUCAAUUUCCCUAAGAUCAUGUAUUUCCUCCCAACCCAAGCCCUUUGCAUCUGACGGUCUCUCUGCCCCACCUCCACCUCAGACCCUGAGUACAAAUACCCCUUCCCUUGAUGCCUCACCUUUCAACUUAAGUGCUGCCUCCUACAGGAAGCCCUCCUUGACCAUCGGCUGGACCUCAUUCCUCUUGCUGUUCUUGCUCACGGGAGCUCUACUUUCCAGCUUCACUGACCCUCUUUCACUUCCUCACAGGAACGAGAUGUCUUCUUUCCUCCCCAGUGGUGACGUUGCAUGUGUGGUUUUCCCUGCCUGGAACACUCUCUUCCACCUAACAUUUCCUUCAAGUUCCAGUUCACACAUGUCCCUGCUUCUAGGAAGCCUUGCCUGAUCACCCAGGCUUUGUGAGGCUUUCAGAGCUUCAGCGCUUCCUGUACUCCCCCAUCUCGCCCCCGAUUACACUGUGCUUUCCCCGUCCCAGCCCUCAGCCCUCUGCCUGAGCUGUCCCUGUCACAACCCUGAUCAUUUCUGGGCUGUCACUGUCUGAUGCCAUGUGAGGGCGGAGCCCAGGGCUGUCUCAGCCAUUACUGUGAGUCUCCUGCCCCACUAGCCCAGGGUCCUGUAGGUAAUUUGUGAAUACCGAAUGAUUGAAUGCAUGACUAAUGUGCUUCUCACCUUGCCGCCACCGUGUUACCUGUUUCACAUGUACGUGGGUUUCCGAGCUGGUGGGGGCAUUGGGGACGAGUUUGAGGACUCAGCAGGUGAUGAAUAUGAGCUGUACCGGGUGGUCUUUGACAUCACCUUCUUCUUCUUUGUCAUCGUCAUCCUGCUGGCCAUCAUCCAGGGUCAGUGCUGGUCGGGGUUGUGGGAGUGGGGAUGCCCAGAGGCAGACUAGCUCCUCUGAGAUUGCAGGCCUGGGAUCUGGUCGACCUGGCUCUGUUUCUCCCUACUGUGAGACUUUGGGCAAGUUACCUCUCUGAACCUCAGUUUCUCCAUCUGUAAAAUGGGGAUAUUAAUUAUACUAGUCUUAUAGGGUCGUUGUGAGAAAUAAGUCAAUUCAUAUGUAUUAAGGGUCUCAUGCUAAGUGCUCAAUAAAUGCUAGGUAUUAUUUUCGAGCAGCAGGGUGAGAUUAGGGAGAUGAGAGAUUAGGGAAUGGGAGGCAAGGCUCAGAAGGGGGUAGCCAGAAGAAGGAGCAGUCUGAAUUUGGUCAGAGAUUAGGCACUGACUUGCACCCGGCCUCCCCAGGUCUGAUCACUGACGCUGUUGGUGAGCUCCGAGACCAACAAGAGCAAAUGAGGGAAGAUAUGGUGACCAAGUGCUUCAUCUGCGACAUCAGCAUCGGCAGCGAUGACUUUGAUACGACACCGCAUGGUUUCGAGACCCACAUGCUAGAGGAGCACAACCUGGCCAAUUACAUCCCUUCCAACCCCAGGUUUUUCUUGAAGUGUCUGAUAAACAAGGAUGAGACAGAACACACAGGUCAGGAAUCUUAUGUCUGGAAGAUGUACCAAGAGAGAUGUUGGGAUGUCUCCCCUGCUGGUGAUUGUUUCUGCAAGCAGUAUGAGGACCAGCUUAGCUGAGACACCCACAGCUGGCCCUUCACUCCCACUUCAAGUGCCGUAUUCUUACAGCAAGCCCCUUAGUCCCCAAAUCCCUCCUCCCAGGGCCGCUGGGGGAUAGGUGACCAUGUGCUGUAGAAAUAAAGUCUGUGCUACAUCCCUGACGUUGUACUGGAUCGUUGAAUUUGUGGGGUGGGGGUCUGUAGGCAUCCAGGAAUUCGGCCCUCCUCCCCUCCCCCCAGAAAACCA
Messenger RNA from Camelus dromedarius (Arabian camel), 2741 nucleotides. RefSeq names its product ryanodine receptor 3-like. Lineage: Eukaryota; Metazoa; Chordata; Mammalia; Artiodactyla; Camelidae. Bases 2226 to 2513 code for a protein of 95 amino acids. Gene Ontology annotation, cellular component: sarcolemma; Z disc; smooth endoplasmic reticulum. The record is from RefSeq and is a predicted model, not a curated record. Gene Ontology annotation, biological process: striated muscle contraction; release of sequestered calcium ion into cytosol by sarcoplasmic reticulum. Gene Ontology annotation, molecular function: ryanodine-sensitive calcium-release channel activity. The transcript is spliced from 4 exons.